This is a messenger RNA of Sinocyclocheilus anshuiensis, 1137 nucleotides long. RefSeq names its product MORN repeat-containing protein 3-like. The transcript is spliced from 2 exons. The annotation marks the transcript as partial. NCBI's taxonomy places the organism in Eukaryota, Metazoa, Chordata, Actinopteri, Cypriniformes, Cyprinidae. The record is from RefSeq and is a predicted model, not a curated record.
CUAAUGGAAACCGCUUUGUGGGCACCUGGAGCGUCGGACAGAAAAACGGACACGGCAAGUUCUGCUACCUGGACAGAGGUCAGCUGUAUGAAGGCUUUUGGGUUGACGGUGUUGCUAAGUGUGGAACCGUGUUUGAUUUUGGGAGAGAAGCAGCAGUUAGACCAACAGUGUAUCCAAUUCCCAAGGUUUGCCUACAGGACUCACAGGCUGUGCUGAUGGAGGCACAAGCAUAUUUCACCGAGGACAAGGAGAAAUCAACAGAGACCACGAUUCCAAAUCACAUGGUUGCUAGGCAAUAUGUACCUUGACUAUAUCCUGAAAUCCAAAAAGGCAGACUAGUGCAGUGAAAUACGUUUUAUCAACCCCUCACACACAAUAAAAACACUAUCACACAAUACAUAAAAGCUGUUGGUACAUUCUGCAUCUACUAGUAUUGAACAAAAUGGCAAGAUUUUGUUUUUGGCAAGAAAUGCAUGUCAUACAUGACAUAAAAGAACACAAAAAGGUGUUUGGUUGAAGUUGGUCUGAUUAAGACUUUAAUUAAAAUGUAUAAAACUGGGCUUUUAAAUUCCAGCACAUGCUGUGCACUAAUAAAAAGAGCUUCUUAAUCAAACUUUACACAAGCUGUUUGCACAAGAUGGAUAUUAUUUCACAAACUUCUGGGAAAAAAUCAUUGUAUUUCAAUUUGGCAAUACUGAACAUGUUAAUUUAAUGUUUUUCACCAAUGCUGCUGAUGUAACUACAUGCUUAAACGGUCCUCUGCUUAAUAAAUACUUUAUAAAAAUGUGUUUGCUAGCAUAAUCACACAAUCCUGCCAGCCCUUUAGCCGUGACGGCUCUAAGCACUUGCGUCCAACUUCAGAGUGAACAGAGGCCCCUUUAAUGGGAAGCUGUUUCAAAUACUACCAAAAAAGGUCAGACAAACAUGUUGAUAAAGUGCCUUCGUUUCUACUAAGAUGUGCUCAUUCAGGGGGUUCAUUUAGGAGAACAAUGGAGUUUGAAUAAGACUGAUUUUUGGUUUUGAUUCAGCUGUUCAACAGCAAAGCCCUGAUUCAGAACGCAUCAAAAUUAUUUGGUCAAGUGGACAUAAAAGUGUCCCCUGUACUGUAAUAACUUCAAACACAUUACAAGUGUUUUU